AUGGAAAAAACGAUGGAAGACCAAUGCGAGACCAAUUUGAUGAAGGGGGAUGGAAAGAAAAAACAAAUCAACGAUGAGAAGUUGUCUAUAUCGGCUCAAAGGCUACUCGAGCGGAACACGCUUAAACUGCAGGAACUCAUCGAGAGUAGCUACACAAAUUGUAUAAAGAAAAGUGACAGAGAUCAUUUCCGCCAGUACACCCCACGGGUAAUGUGUGGCAACCCGUGCGAGUUUUUCCCAUCAACUCCUCUUUCCGAUUUUCAAAGCCCUCAGCUUUUCGAAAAGCUUCCCCUGGAUACGCUCUUUUUUAUAUUUUACUAUCAACCGGGAACCUACCAGCAACACCUGGCGGCGAAGGAACUGAAGAAAAAAUCUUGGAAGUACCACAAGAAAUACACAACUUGGUUUUUGCCGUGCGAUAAGAACAUUCGCAUGCUGAAUGACAAAACGGAGCAAGGAACCUACCUGUCCUUUGACUACGAGUCGACCUGGUCCAAACAACUGAAGGAGGCCUUCUCUUUUGAAGACAUGUACCUGGAAGAUGAAAUAACGACGUAG
Plasmodium coatneyi is the source of this 558-nucleotide messenger RNA. RefSeq lists its product as uncharacterized. The transcript has 5 exons. The record is from RefSeq and is a predicted model, not a curated record. Lineage: Eukaryota; Apicomplexa; Aconoidasida; Haemosporida; Plasmodiidae. Gene Ontology annotation, cellular component: P-body; CCR4-NOT core complex. Gene Ontology annotation, biological process: nuclear-transcribed mRNA poly(A) tail shortening; regulation of DNA-templated transcription. The coding region runs from base 1 to 558 and encodes 185 amino acids.